CGCAGCAAAAGCAUCACCACCCACCCACCUGGCUCUGGGCUGCAAAGCAAGCUCAAGCCGCCACCACCUAGGCCUAGCCUCCUGGGACGGGCAGACACAAGCACAGAAGCACGGGCAGACCAAAGACAAGGUUGCGGUCGGCAGAGUUCGAAGGGGAAAGAAAGUCCAUCUUCCAGACCGGCUUUGCCCACCUGCCUCACCUGUGCAACCUCGCCCGCUCGACCAAUGUAGCCAGCCCAGCCAGUAGUCAGUCCCGUCUGUUUGUUCUCUGGCCUACGCCUACUCUGCCUCUGUCGCCGCAUCACCACAAACAACAGCCAGCCAGCCAGCCAGUCAUCAGCAGGGCCAGCCUUCUCCCCUCCCCUCAUCUCUGCUCAGCACUCAGCAGCAUCCCACAUCCAUCCAUCUGCAUUGUCUCUCAAACUUGCCAUCCUGCCCGCCCUCGUGAGCCAGGCAGAUCAGAUCCAGGGGGUUUCCCAAUUGCCAUCGCCAUCCCCGUCCCCGUUCCUCAUCCUAUCCACCCCACCAACUGGGUGAGGCACGCUUCGACGCACGCACUCGGUCCAACCCACUCUCAUUCGAGUCCAAUCCAAUCCAAUCCAAUCCCGUCCAACCAGCCCGGUCUCGUCCAGUCACAGUCCAACCCGGCCCAGUCAAAGUCCACCGACCAACAGUCAAGGUCCAAGGGCUGCAAGGACAGACAGACAGGACCACACUGGCAGCAAGCAGGACCACCCCCCUCUGCGCUUCCUAGCUGCUUUGCCUCGCCUCUUGGUCGCCGCCCGCCCGCCCUGCGGACCUGGGAACCCGGGAGCCUUUACCUCAUCAGACUCUGCAGCUGUCUAUCGCAUCCUCCAUCCCUCUUCCCACCGCCCUGCCGCUUCUGUCAGCAUAUCCUAUCUGUAGACUACUGUCUUCCUUAUUGCCAUUUCCAGACCUGCAGCCCUGCCUGCCUGGUCCAUUAUCAUCCUGCCAUCUCCCGCCUCUGCCACCAAUCUCCCUCCAGCCCUUCAACUAGGAGGCUGCGGCUGCUCUGCUCCUUUCCCUUCACCAACAACACACCGGGCUGCCACCCUCCAGUUCAGCCCAGAUCUCCUCUGCCACAGGCAGACAGACAGGCAUACAGACAGACUGCCCGCCCGACAGACAAUCCACGGUCUGUCUGCUCCUCUCGUCGAGCUUACAACGUCCCUGUCCAGUGGCCCCGGCCUUGUCUUGUGAUACGUCAGGACACGGCGAGUCAACCGGCUUUCACAAGGCACAAGGUACAACACCGGCCGGUAUCCACCUAGCAAGGCAACCUCACCGACUGAGCUGCAUCGCGCAGACACACGAGCCUACUCCUGCCGCGCCCUCCACGACACGAUAGAGACCAACUCCCGUCGCCUGUCAACCGUCAACUGUCAACUUCACCAGCAGGCCCUCCACAAUCAAGACAGUCCUCGCCCCCACAAAGAAGGACAGCUAUUCUUAACCAAAACCAUCUCCACAUACCACCGGCUACCCCUGCUUCUGUCCUCGCUGCUCCCCCCCGCCUCCCGAACAAAGCCAAGUCGAAUCAAAGCCGCUCGACCUGGGUCAUUCGUCUGGAUCAAGGGACCGACUGAAAUGUCGACGGUUGAACCAUAACUCAAUCAUUGCCUUUCGAGUUCGAGAGCCAGGGCGGUCGCUCCAAUGGGUAACAGCCAGGGCAAACCCGUCGAGUUCGACGGAGAAGUAAACCUCAACCAUUUUCGACUUCUGCGAGUCGUCGGCCGAGGAGCCUUUGGCAAAGUACGCAUUGUCGAACGAAAAGAUACCAACCUGUCGUUUGCUCUGAAGUAUAUCCGCAAAGAUGAAGUCGUCCGGUCCGAAAGCGUGCGAAAUAUUAUACGAGAGCGCCGCAUGCUCGAGCAUGUCAAUCACCCUUUUAUUUGCAACUUGCGGUAUAGUUUUCAGGACAUAGAGUACAUGUACCUUGUCGUUGAUCUUAUGAGUGGCGGCGAUCUUCGAUUCCACAUCUCCAGGAAGACCUUCACAGAGGAUGCCGUCAGAUUCUGGAUUGCCGAGCUGGGCUGCGCUCUGAGAUACAUACAUGGCCAGGGCAUCAUCCAUCGCGAUGUUAAACCCGACAAUGUUCUCCUAGACGCAGAUGGCCACGUACAUCUUACAGAUUUCAACGUGGCAUCCGACAUCAUUCCCGGAAAAGUUCUGACGAGCAAAUCCGGCACACUCGCAUACCUAGCCCCCGAGGUCUAUGCUGGACAUGGCUACGACAGACGGGCUGACUGGUGGUCACUCGGAGUGCUCUUCUAUGAAUGCAUCUACAACAAGAGACCGUUUGAGGGGAAUUCUGAGAACGCUUUGAGCACCGUCAUACAGGCGGCCAACCCCAAGUAUCCAAUCACGCAGCCACCCGUCUCCUUGCUCUGCCUGUACGCCAUCAAGGAUGCACUGACCGCAGACCCAAACAAAAGAAUGGGUCGCACAUGGGAAUCAUUCACACAACAUGACUUCUUCCGGGUGAUCAACUUCGAAGCGCUCGAGAGGAAGGAGGUGGAGCCGGUGUUUGUGCCAUCAUCCGAGAAGACCAACUUCGACGCAACAUAUGACCUCGAAGAGCUGUUAUUGGAGGAAGCUCCCCUGGAGGCCCGGGCGCGGAGGCAAAAGCCGCGAGAACGGCUCAAGGAUGACGCCACGGACAAAGAAAUCAGGGAGGAUGAGCUGUACAGGAUGAUUGAGAGCGACUUCAGGCCAUUUGACUACACUGUGGCCGCUUACAAAAAGAUCACGGAGGGAAGCGCGGAGUGUGAUCCCGCCGCGGCAGGCGUGAAUGGCUUGCCCGAUGCACAGCAGCCACAAGCGCUAACCACUAAUGAUGCACGGCCGCUGUCACAGGCGACAGCCUCAUCUAAUACUUACCAGGCCGGGCCAGGACAACCACUAGCACCCUCGCGGUCUACGGAGGCCAACUCGACACCACAGCAACACGGAAAGGGCCUUCACAACAGCAGGGAGCGUAAGGGUGGCCCUGGCCGCCCGCCGCCCUUGCCACCAUACCCCAGCUCGUACACGAACUCGAAACAUGGAAAGGCAGCGGGGCCCAAAGGCAUCUUUGUCGAGAGCCCGACUGGCGGGGUCCAAGUCACGCUCGAUGGGGGUGGCAGCUGGUCUGACCUGGCACGACAAGAUGCAACACUUCCUGCCGAUGCUGCCGGUGCAGGACAGGAGGGUGGCAAGGUCGAGGCUAGUUCAGGUGGUGUCUUUGGUUUCCUGAGUAGGAAGAAGGGAAGAGGCAACAGCCCAAAGCCGAAGGAGAGGGGAGUACUCGGGAAAGAGGGCGCUCGCGUUGUCAUUGGUUAGGCACGAUUGGGGUCAUCGAGCAUGACCGGCCGGGCCACGGUUGCGAAGGACCAGGAACAGGAAAGCUGCCGGACGACCAGAAGCCUCUAGUCCGAUUCGAUUCACACCCUCGAGGAGGACGGUUCAGCCAGAAUAUCGAAAUCGUCGAGGGCUGGCCCUGCUCGAGCGGAUUACCGAUGAUGAUCCCAUCGUAACAGCAACGUUGUGGUGUCUAUUUCUACAGGCCCGCGCGAGAAUCCGAUGCGCCAGAAGGGGAAUGAGCAGCCGAAAGCUCCACAGGCCGGUUGGUGGCUACUAGGAGGACUGACGGCCCACUCAGAUGAACUCUUUGCAGGGCGGAAAUUCUCGAACAAAGAACGGCGGGGUUGCGCACCGGGAUCUAAAAGGGCAGCGCAGAGGUUGCGGAUGGCGAGGUGCCUUUACCGGCUUGCAUGGGGCGGAAGUGCCCGAUUUUCGAUUCGCGCCUUGGCACCCCGUCCGUGUGCGAGUGUAUUGUUCAUGGGUCCAUUGGCGUCUUUUGAUAGAGUGGGUUGCUGGGAUGGAUGUAUUGGUCGCGGUACAAGCUUGCAUGAGGUUCCGGAUUGGGAAUCGUGGAGUCGUUUGGUGCAUGAGCGAGUCGAGAUAAUGGUGCGCCGCCUAUCAUCUCCAUUCCCUUUUAUUUUCAUCACUCUCCCGCAUAACACUUUUUAUCGACAUUAGCCUUUACAAAGCAUGGAUAGUGGGAGGCUCACACAGCAGACGAAGCAGGUCCCUUGGGACUUGUCAGUGAGGAAUGACCUGUUGGUGGCUGGGCAUGGUAGAGAGGGACACAGAGAGACCAUAAGUAGCGGAAAUACCCAAAUAGUUCGAUCAGUAGAUUUGGAAAAAAGACGUCUUUUACUGCG
This is a messenger RNA of Diaporthe batatas, 4226 nucleotides long. RefSeq lists its product as uncharacterized. Lineage: Eukaryota; Fungi; Ascomycota; Sordariomycetes; Diaporthales; Diaporthaceae. The coding region runs from base 1675 to 3342 and encodes 555 amino acids. Gene Ontology annotation, biological process: peptidyl-serine phosphorylation; intracellular signal transduction. Gene Ontology annotation, molecular function: protein serine/threonine kinase activity; ATP binding. The transcript is spliced from 7 exons. The record is from RefSeq and is a predicted model, not a curated record.